ACCUUAUACUCGCGCUCCCUCGCCAGGAAGGAACCGCCGCCUCAGUCGUCGCUUUAUUUACAAAGUUUAAAUCCUGGGUUCGUCUGUGUCUCUCAGCGGAAGCAGGCCAAGGUAGCAGCUGAGGCAAAGCAUGCACAACAAGUGAACUCCAGGACCAGUCUAGUGAUUGCAUUAAAUUAGGGAACAUGUCGGGAGAUACAGCAACAGCGCGGUCAGAGAAGAGGCGCCAUGAUGACCAGGCAGAGAACCAGGAUGCCUCUCCUCCGAAGGUUGUAACAACACCCCAGAGAUCAAGGGGAAAACAGUCUGCUUUGGAGAAAAAAGAGGACAUGAAUGCAAACACACCAAGAACCAGAAGCCGCACACCACUGGUGGAGAAAAAUGACAAGGCCCAAGGAAGCAGUACUCCAACCCCAAGGAGGACAAGGAGCAGGAGCCCGACAUCGCAGAAAAGAAGUGCUGACACGGCAAAGCUCACACCGAUAUCAAGAAACAAAGUUAAGAGCCGUUUAUCAGAGGAAGAAGAUACUCCACACCCCCAGCCCACACCCACACUGAGGAGCCGGCCCAAGGCACUCGCAUUCGAGAAGCAGGAAGGCAAUUCCUCGCCCACGCCCACGCCCAUGCCCAUGCCAAGGAGCAGAAGCAAGACUCCCUCAUCAACAAAGGGCGAAUCGGCAACCAAAUGCACACCUAACACAAGGAGGAGGAGUAGAAGCCAGACUCCUGCUUCAUCACAGAAAGAAUGCAUCACCACGCCACGAAGAGCCAGAAGCUCUGCGAGGGACGACUCCAAGACCCGGUCGAAGAUUCCUGUCCCAUCCUCCAGGAGCAUGAUUGUCCAGGCUGAAGAGAACGAAGGACAAGUAGGACACUUGGAGAAGAGCAGCAGUAAGGAGGCAGAGAUGAUGGAGGAAGACCUGGCAACCACAUGUAAGGGAUCAGAGGAGGGAAGUGAAUUGACAGCUGACGUUCCAAAGACAGCGCCAAAAGAGACAAGCCUGAGCACCUCGGGGUCCUCAGAUGAGACUGUGCAAGGGGCGUCGGAUCUUAGUGGGUCGUUGGAAAGCUCAGCUCCUGAGGUCAGAAAGGAGCUUCAGACAGAGAUGGAUAAAGUCAAGAGAAGGAGAUCGACGGUGGGUAGAGGCAGGAAGUCGAUUCAGAGCAUGGGGGGGCGGAGGUCGCUCUGUCCAGCAGUUCCAGUUCUUUCAUUGCAAGACCAAAUUGAAAGCAUUGCAAAGACUCUGCCGCAGACUACAAAGGUGAGCCACUUGAUUGACAUUAGUGUGAGGGAGGCACUUCGACGUUUGGAACAGAGGCUAGAGGGGGAUGAGUGUGUUUCUGAUCUCCGGUUGGACCUCCUAACCCAGUCAGAGGACAUUGCAGCCAAGGUGUCAUACGUGGUGGCUGGCCAGCCAUUAGUCGUUGAAGGUCCUUCACCGUCUCCUGCUGCGACGGGAGACAACAAAGAGAAUAUUCACAAAAGAAUUGCAGUUUACAAGAAGAAAACAAGAGAGCUUGAAGAGGAAUACAAGGCUUGGAAAACCUUAAUGAAGCAAAGAAAGCAGACAUACCAAGCUGCUGAAAGAGAAUUCCGUGAAGCAAAGUCCGGCGAGACCAAGAUUGAGGAAGACCAGAUCAAGCAGAUGACGAGCAUCCAUCGCAAUCUCCUAGCCAGCAGGCCUAAUUACCACCAUUACAUACAGGAGCUGCAGACUGCGAGGGAACGAGCAUCGCUGAUGCUGCAGGAGGUGAACUACACAGCUGAAGUCGUAUCCAGCUUCAUCAGCACAUCCAAAGCUGAGGCAGAGAGUUGUUAUGCUGCUAUUGAGGAGCUGAGCUUUGGUUUCCUGAAGAAUCGUCCAGUGAAGAACAUGCUCAAGUCGAUGAUAGAACCAAGUGAAGUUGCCGUUUAAAAUGCAUAUGGGACGGUCUUUGGUUUUCUCCUUCUUCUCCUUUCCCUUUUUGUACAUAUUUUCAGGAUUCUUUACACUUAGGAAGUUGCCCAUUAUUCGCAAAUGUAAAUAGAUAGGUCCCGAAGCAUAAUAGGCUUUUAAAAGAUAUAUAACAUUUGGUGCACAUGUCUUACCACAAGUGUUAGAUCUUGAUGCCAUGGUACACACAUACCUUUGUAGGAUUUGUAUAACAGUCUAUAUUUUCAUACUGUUAUUAAUAUAGAGACAAAGUUUCAAAAACUAAUAUUUUUACCGGUCUUUCAAGGUCUAUUGAAGCUUUUAAAUUUCCCUUUUGUCUGGGAAGGUUUUUCUUUGUUUAGUAAAAACCUGUGCUAAUUUCCAUGGAAGCUUUGUGUAUAUCAACCUGUUCUUCCUCUGUAAAAAAAAAGAUAGUAAUCAUAUUAAAUUUUAUUAUAAUGGAAUUUAUAUUAUUACAAAUGCUUAUGUUCUCUAAUACAUUGCCUCUCUAUGCAUGUUCGAUUUAACUAGUAACUGGAUUUUUAGCAGAAUCAUAAAUAAACUAUAUCUGUUUAGCGUUAUUUUUGGUUUGAAAAUUCUGCCAUUUCCAUACCAAAUUUGUGGACCUGAAGCUGUAUAUAAAUGAUUUUUGAUAACUUA
Molecule: messenger RNA, 2573 nt
Organism: Penaeus vannamei (Pacific white shrimp)
Lineage: Eukaryota; Metazoa; Arthropoda; Malacostraca; Decapoda; Penaeidae
Product: nucleolar protein dao-5
Biological process (GO): cell division; chromosome segregation
Cellular component (GO): MIS12/MIND type complex
Source: RefSeq, a predicted model, not a curated record